Messenger RNA from Paramecium primaurelia, 864 nucleotides. NCBI's taxonomy places the organism in Eukaryota, Ciliophora, Oligohymenophorea, Peniculida, Parameciidae. The record is from the annotation of a GenBank genome assembly.
AUGACUUAAAAUUUAGAAAAUGUAUACAAUGAUAUUUCAAGUUUUCUUACAAGAGAAAUUAGAGAAAAAGGAUUAUGGGGUGAUUUUGUUGCAAAGGCAGAUGAUUAAAAAUUUAUUACAUAUCCUAAUUUUGAAGAAGUUGUUAAAAAUAUAAUUAUUGAUAUAAGCAUAGAUGAAUUAGUAGCAUUAAAAGAAAAAUUAUUUAUUUAAGGAACUACAAGUUUAGCUGCAUUAGCAAAAGCAUUAAGAAUUAAUAUACUUGAAUAAAAUAAAAAAAAAACAUAGAUUAUAUUAAAUUCAAGUUAAGAUCAUAUAGAUGGUUCUUAAGGUUCAUCUGAAUUAUAAAAUCAAAUUAAUCCUCAUUAAAAUAUUUUUCAAUCAUAAUAAUAAUAACAAGGAAGUUCAUAACAUAUUAAUAUGUCAAGUUCUUCUAGUUAAAGAUCAAUCAAUGUUCAUAAUGUUCAUAAAUCUAUAAAUAAUGAUAAACGAUAAUUUUAACGAUAAGAUUUAUAAUAACUUUCACAACAAGAGAAUUAUAUAGAAGAAUAUAAAAGAUAGAUAGCUGAAAAUAAAUAAGAAGAUAAUGUUUCUGAACAUUAAAAUAAUGAUGAACAAUAACCUGUAUAAUCUUAAUUAUAAAAACCAGUCAGAUUAUAAAAAGAAGUUAAUGAAAAUAAUGAACCUACUUUAGAUUAAUAGAUUGAAGAUUUAUUUAACUCAAUUGAUAAUAAUAAUAAUGGAUGGUUAGAUCCAAAAGAAUUAAAUAUGGCUUUAUUAUAACUUGGUAUAAAUCCAACACCUUAAGAAUUAGAUUANAAAGCAAUCAGACCGGUAUUGCGUAGCAGUUUCAGAACCGGAUUCUGA